Messenger RNA from Physeter macrocephalus (sperm whale), 7331 nucleotides. Its product is annotated as SLAM family member 9-like. The transcript is spliced from 6 exons. NCBI's taxonomy places the organism in Eukaryota, Metazoa, Chordata, Mammalia, Artiodactyla, Physeteridae. Bases 35 to 1108 code for a protein of 357 amino acids. The record is from RefSeq and is a predicted model, not a curated record.
UUCCACAGCUGCACAGGCGGGCAGGCAGCCUGUGAUGGGGCCCUGCUCAGAAGACCCCCAUCUCUGCUGGGCCUCCCGGCUCCUGGGAUUCACCAGCCUACUCCUCAGCGUCUGCUGCACUGGGGUCAAGAGUUCUGGGACACAUGGCUCUGGAGUUCAGGAUUCUGGAGCCCAUGUUCCUCUGCACAGGGUCCGAGGAGGUUCUGUAUUGUUUCAUGUGAUCAGGAAGCAAGAAGCUAACCUGGAGGAGGUCACAUGGGGCUUUGGCCCUGACUCAAACUACAGAGUCCUGUUGCGAGUCUGUGCUGGGACGGACGCUCUGACUUGGGUCAGCCUCCAGGACAAGUACCAACAGAGGGUCCAUGUGCCCAGCAUCUUGUCCCUGAAGAUUGAGAACCUGACCUCUGAGGACAGUGGACUGUACCGGGCUCGAGCUAGCUUCACUGGAGGAAUAGAACUUAACCAAGUUUUCCCCCUCACUGUCUAUGAGCCGGUGCCCCUUCCCCAGAUCCUGUUCAAGUUACCGUCCAUCACACCAGGCUGGUGCAAUGUCACCCUGGAGUGCAGAGCCUCAGGGGCCACAGAGGAUCUGAAGGUGACCUGGCAGAGCAAGGGCCUCCCCAGGGAGCUGGAACAGAGCAUGACACUGGGACCAGCCCCCAACUCCUGGACCCUGCCUGUGAACCUGCCCCUGAGGCAGCGCAGUGCCAGCUUCACCUGUGUGGUCAGCAACCAGGUGGACCAGAAAACUGCCACCGUAGACCUUGGGGAAUUCUGUGUCCAUGAUUCACAAGGACAGGUCAGUGCUGACUCCCUGCCAGGCAUCCUAGGGGCUGUCGUGGCUGUGCUGUUGAUCCUUGGAGGAGGACUGUACCUUUGGAAGACACGUGAGAAGAAGAAGAAAAUGGAGACUGGAAGAGGUACAGAAUUGCAGGAGGACCACAGGGACAAUGAUAGUGGCAUCCAGUAUGCAGAGCUGAGCCAGCAGGAGUCUCGAAAGGGCACACACAAGGGUAUUGGUGAACAACAUUUAGAAGAAAAGGAGCCUGUUAAUACUGUCUACAGUGAGGUCCAUAAGCCAGAAAGUGAAGCCCUGAAGAUAAUUUAAUUGGAGGAGGUAGGAGAACUGGAACUCCUAGGACACCUCCACUCGGAGCUUGAUCCCUGCAGACACCUGUGUCUCUCAGCUCUGGUCCAGCUCCAACUGCCCUGGUCUGCGUUACUCUGACCCUCCUGCCCUCAACUCGCUGGGCACACAUGGCCUUGUCAUAUCUCUGUCACCUCUCCAAGCUGCCUUCCCACUCAGGAUCCUCACCCUGCAGGAUGAGUGCUCUUUUUCCAUCAUUGACUCAGCUUCUGACCACUCUCCUCCUCAAGCUCCCCAAAGACAACCUUCCUGCACCUGAUAAUCCCCACAGCCUCUGCUGUGUGGCUGGUGUGUGUCUUUCUGAGAACACAGACCAGGAGUGGGGACGGUGUAGAAGAUAUUGAACGCCGCAGAGGAGGGGGUUAGGACCUUGAUGCUGGAAGCUGAGUUGGGGGUCCGUGGAGGCAACAUGGGUAGGUGGGAUCCCACAAAGGGCUGGCCUGAGGCUUUCUUUGCACCCUGUAUAGGGCAAAAGGUUUGUAUCAAGCGGUGUGUUUGUGUGUGUGUCUGUGUGUAUGUUGGGGGAGUAUCCAGUGUAUAUUAUACAUUGGGCCACAGCCCUUUUCCCUGACCACUAGUACUAACCUCAUCUUCAGCUCGUAGACCUCAAAUCCACCUCUUGUGGAGUGGGAAAAGGAAUUUGUACUGUUUCUGGGCCUUCCAAGACUUCUGUUUCUCAGAGAGGGACCCAAGUCGGGACUUGUGUUCUUAGGAAAGCAGCCUCAGCCCUUCCUUGUCUGGGGCAGGGGUACUUGGUCAUUAGAAUGGAAGUGCAGUACGCUGCUCCUACCUCCCCUUGAUGAGGCUGCUAUGAGGGGUGAGGGGUGAGGCUUGUAGGAAGGUCUGAGCCAACCCUCUCCUUCCUCUUCUACUGCCCCUCAGUGCCCCACAGCCCUGCUGGCCUCAGAUCCUAGGUCAGCCUCCUCUUUGCUGACUCACAACCCUCUGCCUGAAAUGAUGGCUCCCUUUCCCUAUCCCUUCCUCCCAUCCCUGCCUGUUGGAAUCCUACCAUUCCAACCCAAAACCCCCUUCCAAGUCACGUGUUCUACAUGUUCCCAUAGGUUUGAAAAUAGUCUCUCCCACAUCUGUCCUUUUCAAACAACUUGGACAUAAUCAAGGCCCCUGCCACAGGUUUGCUUUGGGUUGGUCAUGAGUCUUCCCUGCUAGCCUCACCUGGGGCUCCCUCAGGAGAGCGCUGGGGCUUUAGGAGGCCAGUGCCAAGGAGACAAGCACCUCUCUCUGUGAAGGGUCUGAGCUACUCUUACUCCCAACUUCCACGGAGACUCAGCAGACAAGACCCAGAGCACAGAGGCUGCUGAAGGUCUUUCUGGUAGUGACUCCUCAAGGAAGCAGAGAGGACAUGAUGAACUCCAAUGACACUGCCCGGUUUCCCCAACCCACAUCCAGCUUCACGUUGCCUGAGGACCUAAUGGAGCCUGCACUGUAUUGUGUGGAAGCUUCUCCUCUCCCUGGGGGUCCUCACCUCCUCAAAGCCGCUGCCUUCUGCCUUGAGUCCCAGCUCUUGAAUCGGCGAUGGACUCACUCUGAUACUAUGAUCUGUGGUCCUUUGUCUGCUGGCCUAGAUUCCUGGGUCUCUUGGUUCCCCUCCCAGCUCAGCAACCUCAGCUGCUUCACUUCUGACCUCAGAAAGCCAAGUUCUGAGCUAAAGGCUUGAGCGUUAUGCUAGGAUCCUGCUAGAUGGUGCAUGAAUAAGAGAGGAGCAGAGUUUCCAUAAUAAGGCUCUUUCUAACCUCUUUCUGCUCAGGCUGAACAGAAGGCUGAGAAGGAAAAAGAUGACAUCUCUCACUGGCAUCCCAGGUGACCGGUCAUGGCUGGGUAUCAGUGCCCAUCAGUCCAGAAGCAGUGUAAGAUGUGACCACCCAUUGACCCCUCCCCCCCCAAAGCAGACGAGAAAAAAAAUGAAAGAGGAAGGGAACUUGACUUUCCAAGCCUAUCGUGAACCAGGUUUUGUCCCAGGCAUUUUAUAAAUAUCAUUUCUUCUUAUUCUUACAAGAACUCUCUAGGGUAGGUAUUACUAUCCCCAUUUUGCAGGACAAGUAACCAAUGUUCCAAAAUAGUUGGUGGCAGAGCAAAGCCUUAAAUCCAACACUGGACAAUUCCAGCAUUCAUAGCUUAUCCUUUGCCACAUGGUCACUGAAGACAUUGUAAUCCUGAAGUAUUCAGAGGAGAAUAUCCUCCAUUUGUUCCUCUUCCAAGGAUCCUGGUCUUCUGACUCAGGUGCCCCAACUUGGAAUGAGUUCAUCCUGAUGAUGGAUGGAGCAGUUGGUGGUUGAAAGAGGAAUUGUCCCUUAAGUGGACAGUGGGGUAGGAGAUGUGGGUGGGAGACAUGGAAUGAGAGACCCUGCCCUCUGGCUCAGAUGAGACAUUCAAAGCAGAGAUGCUUCUUCCUCUUGGGUCUUGUGGGAGUUACUUCCUCUCAUUCAAUGUGUAUUGUGGAUUUCAACAUCCCUAUUCUCAAGCCAACUUCCUUUUCCAUUAUUAUUCAUAACUUCAUUCAACAAUUACGUGAGGCAGAAAUCCUCAAUGUACAAAUGGAAAAUUAAAAUCCAGAGAUGUUAAGUACCCUACAGAAGUUCUCCCAAGUGUAAGUGAUGUAGGCAUAUCAGGGGAUAAUAAUUUCACACACUGUGACUCCUUUCUCUCUGUCAUCCCAGACAUCCAACCAGUUACCAUCUUCCAUUGGGUUAUUCUUCAUAAAGUUUCUUGUACUCCAUUCUCCUCUAAUUCUUUCAUUCCCAUCUUACACCUGCAGCUGCACCAUUUUUACAUCUCCACCAGCAAUGUAUGAGAAUUUCUCCACAUCAUUUCCAACUCUUAUUUUUUUAUUGUAGCCAUCCUAGUGCUGGUGAAGUGGUAUCUCAUUGUGGUUAUGAAUUGCAUGUCUCAAAUGAUCCAUGUUGAACAUGUUUUCAUGAGCAUAUUGACCAUGUGUAUACUUUAUUUGAAGAAAUUUCUUUCUCUCUCGAAUUGUCUCUUGUCAUCCAUUGCCCCUACCUCUCCGUUGAGUCUACUUUUGUCCAGUCACCAGGGAACUUCAUGUUGUUAAAUCCAGUGGUCAAUUCUCAAUCCUCAUUUCCCAUAACUUCUCAGCUGCAAUGGACCUAUAUUUUCUGGAAACACUGUUUUCACUUUGCAUUCACUAUUCACAUUAUUUUCCUUCUAAUGGGUGCUUGCUCCUUAGUUUCCUUUAUCAGUAUCUUUCCGAUAUCUCCAACUUCUAAAUUUUGGAAUAACCCAGGGUUCAUACCCAGACCACCCAGACUAUGUCUCCUCACUGUCUACACUCAUUUCUUUUUGAUGUUAUGGCCAUGCAGUAAUCCCAUGACUACAUGACCUUAUGUGGCAAAAGGGACUUAAAGAUAUGAUCCCUCCCCUGGACCCCACAUUGUAAAUAUCCAACUGUUUACUUGACAUCUCCACUUGCGUGUAUAACAAGCAUCUCCAUCUUGACAUGUCUAAAUUCAAACUCCCCAAACACGCUUCCUAUACAAUUUCUGAUCCCUCCAAAUGUCACCUCAAUCUUUCCAUUUUUUCUGGCCACAAAACCUUGGUGUCAUCCUUGACUUCAUUCUUUUUCUCACACCCCACCCUCUAUCUCUAUUAGAAAAUACUGAUAUCUUUUCAUUCUAUAUAUAUUCAAAUAUUUAUUUUCAUAUACCUAUAUGAAAAAAUUAUAUUUAUAAUAAAACACCUCUCACCACCUCCCUAGUCCAGUAGGGUCAUCAUUUCUCACCUGGAAUACUGCAGUAGCCUCUGAGUCUCCUACUUUUGUCUUUAAUCCUUUAAUGUCUAUUUUCAUAAUAUCACCCAGAUUUAUCUUUUCAGAACCUAAGUUGCAUCACAUUACUCGUUAGCUCAGAACUACCCCAUGGACCCACUUUAUCUGGAAGGCCCUGUAUCAGCUGACCUCAUCUCCCAUGCUCCCCUCCUUCCUAAUCCACUCUAGGACACUGGGCUCCUUGCCAUUCCUUCAAUACUACAUGCAUGCUCCUUCCACAAGGCCUUUGCUCUCUAGAAUUCUCUCCCUCUAGGUAUCCACAUGUCUCAUCUCCUCACCUCCUUCAGGUCUCUGUACAGAUGUUAACUCUUCAGUAAGACCUACCCUGACCUCCCUAUAUAAAACUGCAAACCCUUCCUGGUGCUCUCCUCCCUCCUCCACGGUCUAUUUUUCUCCAUAGAACUUUCACAAGGCUGUGUGACAGGGUACAUUUAUUCUGGGAUGUAGUUUAAAGACAGGUGGGUAUUGAGGCCUCAAAGUAUAAACUGCAGUCCUAUUAUGCAAAUACCAUUAUUAUUCCCAGGAAACUGCAACACUGAUAAAUUAAUGAACUUACUCAAGGUCACAUAACUAUAGGUGGCAGAGCUGGAAUUGAAAUCUUGGAGUUGGAUUCUAAAGCUCUUGACCACUGUAUACCAGUUAAAUAAAGUAUACUCUCUCCACAUGAGGGAAUACUAUUUAUGUAAUAAGGAGAAUAAGUUACAAAUUACAUCUUUAUAUAUUUGAAUGGAAAGUUGCCCAUGAAAUAUUAAAUGAGUUAUGGAACAUGCAUAGUGUUAUCCUAUAUUGUAAAUAUAUAUAAAUAUGUUUAUGUGGGCAUAAAAUAGUCUAAAAGCUAGUAGGUUAAGAAGUUAACAGUGGUUAUCUUCUGCAGUCUGUCUCUUUUUCUGUAUCAUCAGCUUCUUUAUAACACUAAUCAAAAAAAUUACCUAUUAAAAAUUUUUAGCAGGACAGUUACAUGAUCAGAGCUGUGCUUCAGAUAGAUAAAGCCACAUAUACACCAACAGGAUGUUUAUCAUCUAAACCAGUUAACGUACUUAUGCUUAUUUUCACUUUCUUUUGUUUUGAUUGAUGCCUUCAGGAUCUUUAUUGAAAUAACCCCAAAUAUGUCUAGAUCUGUCUAUAUAGUACAGGCAAAGUGGUCUGAUUGAUCCAAAUGGACACUCCCCGUGAACAGCUUACAAUCUGGGCUGUUCAUUAGAUCAACUGGAGAGCUUUCAGGAACAGAUACUUGGACUCUAUCCUGAAACUGGGCACCAUCUAUAUUUUUUAAAAACUCAAUUGUUGAUUCUGAUUCAUGAUCAGGCUUGAGAACUGAAACCUUGGGCCCACAUGAACUCUUCAUAAAAUUCAAAUGGGAAUGUACAUGGCAAAGAAAGUCUGUGAGUUUGUCUUCCAAGAUGUUUCUCAGUGUGUGCUAGUAUGUAGGCCACUAAAUGUUGGUUGAGUGAAGGAAUGAGUGAUUGACAAAGCCCUACAGUUUGGCAUUACAGUUGACUCUUGAACAACGUAGGGGGCUCCCACCCCCUGAGCAGUCAAAAAGUCACAUAUAACUUUACAAUCAACCCCCUGUAUUCAUAGUUCCACAUCCACGGGUUCAAGCAUCCAUGGAUCAUGCAGUACUGUUGUACACGUUUAUUGAAGAAAAUCAGCAUAUAUGUGGACCUGCGCAGUUCAAACUCAUCUGGUUCAAGGGUCAACUGUACUUUGAUGUGUUCACCAUGUGUUCAGAGUCUGACAUGUAGAUUCUUAGCCAAAACCCAGAAUCUCCAUUUCAUCCAUUGCCCUUUUGCCUUGGGGAUGCAAAAUCUUGAUAAUAAAUGUUAAAAGACACUGGUAAACAAAACCGGAAUGCUUAUUUAUUAAUUUACAAUGAGAAGUAUACUUGCUAACUGGGCUAGAUAUCCCUGUUAGCUUGACCAGGGCAUCCUCUUCCCAAAGACAGGCCACAUUGGAAGCCGAGUUACCACUGGACUACGUGGGGAGCUCUGAGUCCGGGCAGGUAAGCAGUUGCUGCCAGCGUGGAUCCCAGUGGCCUUCUCAUCUGAGCUCUCCAUCUCCAUGGUAGGACUUACCUGCCCAGGGCAUGGGAUUCUCCUGCCAGCCUGAUGGAGCACUUCAUUUGCCUCUGUCACUCAUCUCUCUUUAUGCCCCAUUUCUUAUUAACCAUCCUUCUGAUUGACAUUCUUUCUUUGGUCACGUGCAUAUGUGAGAUUAAGACUUGCCUUGAUCUCAACUGGAAUUACUAUAUCUCUCCUGUGAUCCAGAUAUAUAGUGUUUUAUUUAAUCCCCAAAAGUAAAAAAAAAAAAAAUCCCUCCAAAACAUCUACCCUUAUUUCUCUCAUUUCCAAAUUGUAGUAGAGGAUGUGGAGGGUGAAGACACUC